Alosa alosa (allis shad) is the source of this 4593-nucleotide messenger RNA. It is a transcript of the gene itih5, whose product is annotated as inter-alpha-trypsin inhibitor heavy chain 5. Gene Ontology annotation, biological process: hyaluronan metabolic process. Lineage: Eukaryota; Metazoa; Chordata; Actinopteri; Clupeiformes; Clupeidae. Gene Ontology annotation, molecular function: serine-type endopeptidase inhibitor activity. The transcript is spliced from 16 exons. The record is from RefSeq and is a predicted model, not a curated record. The coding region runs from base 170 to 4351 and encodes 1393 amino acids.
AGCAAUUGGGGAGCUUGCCUCGCCUCGCCUCUCCAAGACGCAGGAGGGCGUUCCGUUGGAAACGUCUUGCGCUUCGUCCCUGGACCCAACACCCGACGCUACCAAUCCCAUAGAUGCCGUGUAAACAUCGGGGACGAAGUUGAGAAGCCCCGCACCGGAGACCACUGAUAUGGAAACGUUGGUUUUAUUGAGCACCCUCAUCUUGUGCUGCUGCCCAUUCGGAUUUGCGCAAGAGGACGAACUUAAAUUCGAGGAUGAUAUUAUUUUUAGUGAUUUGAAUUUAGAUUUGAAUGUUGCGCCGCGCAGGGUACGUCGACAGGUGAAGACCAUGCUGACAAAGGAGACUAAGCCGCAUAUGACUGAACUGUCGGUAAAGACCACUAUCAUCUCCCGGUACGCGUUUACGGCCGUGUACUGCAAGAUGUUCAACAGGCAUUCCUCUGCUGCAGAGGGAACGUUUCAUUUCCAGAUCCCUGCGGCCGCCUACGUCUCCAACUUCACCAUGAUGGUUGGGGGCCGGGUGUUCCCCAGCCAGAUCAAGCCCCGGGAGAAGAAGGCCAAGCAGGGGAAGAACGCCGAGAAAGAGCCCCCCACGGCCAAGCCCAAGAACACGGCCUCCAACAACCAGAGUGAGGGUGACAUGGAAACCUUUAAGAUGGCGGUCAAGAUUCCUGGUCGUAACUUCGCCGUGUUCAUGCUCACCUACGAGGAGCUGUUGCAAAGGCGGUUGGGCUACUACGAGCACGUUACCAGCGUGCGGCCGCUACAACUGGUCAGCCGCCUGACCGUGGAGGUCACCAUUGUGGAGCACUCGCCCGUCACACACCUGGAGGUGCUUCCCCUUCGCAACGGCAAAACCUCCAGCGGUAAUGCAGAUGCUAAGGCCGCACUGCCUAUUUCCACUGUGGUCCAGCGGAACAACAGCUUCUGCAGGGUCAAGUUCAACCCCAGCAUUGUCCAACAGGCUCGCCUGACCACCACGGGCAUUCUGGGAGAUUUUGUGGUGCGUUAUGAUGUGGAGAGAGAGAUGGGCAUCGGAGACAUCCAGGUGCUGGAUGGGUAUUUUGUUCACUACUUCGCUCCCAGGGAUCUCCCUGUGGUGCCCAAGAACGUGGUGUUUGUCAUCGACACCAGCGCCUCCAUGCUCGGAACCAAGAUGAGACAGACUAAGGAGGCCCUGUUCACCAUCCUUAACCUGGGGGGCCGAAUGGAGCUUUCUCCCACCUCCAGCAUCGCGGUGUGGCAGCCUGGCAAGCUGGUGCCCGUCACGCCUCUGAACGUGCGCGACGCCAAGAAGUUCAUCUACAUGAUCACACCCACAGGAGGAACUGACAUCAACAGUGCCUUUCAAUCAGGCUCCUCCCUGCUCAACGGCUUCCUGUCCAGCCCCGAGGCGGCGUCCAAUCACAACUCGGUGUCUCUGAUCAUCUUCCUGACGGACGGGCGUCCCACGUCGGGCGAGCUGCAGACGGCAAGCAUCCUGGCGAACGCGCAGCGGGCAGUGGAUGAGCGCUUCUGCGUCUUCACCAUCGGCAUGGGCGACGACGUGGACUACCGGCUGCUGGACCGCAUGGCGCUGGAGAACUGCGGAAUGAUGCGGAGGAUCCCCGAGGAGGCCGACGCACGCUCGCUCCUCAAGGGGUUCUAUGAUGAGAUUGGCACGCCGCUGCUGUCGGACAUCCACGUGGAGUACUCGGAGGACCAGGUGGAGUACGUCACGCAGCACCUCUUCACCAACUACUUCAACGGCUCCGAGAUCGUCAUCGCCGGCAAGCUGACCAACCGCAGCGCAGACACGCUGCACGUGCAGGUCACCGCCAGCAACAGCGACCGCAGCAUCGUCAUGGAGAAGGACGUGCCGCUACGGCAACGCGAGCUGGAGACGGAGCGGCGCAUGAAGGCUGCCGGGCUGCUGACUGGAGCGGGCCUAGACGCAGUCAGAGGUAUAGCCACGAGCACAGGAACAGUCACUACAACCAGCAGGCCCUCUGGUGCCGACUCAAACAGAGGAACUCAGACAGACGCGAAUGCAAACGCAAACGCCAAACCAGGUGCAAACGCCAAACCAGGUGCAAACGCCAAACCAGGUGCAAACGCCAAACCAGGUGCAAACGCCAAACCAGGUGCAAACGCCAAACCAGGUGCAAACGCCAAACCGGACGCGAAAGCAGACGCAAACGCAAACAAACCAGGUGCAAACGCCAAACCAGGUGCAAACGCCAAACCAGGUGCAACGCCAAACCAGGUGCAAACGCCAAACCAGGUGCAAACGCCAAACCAGGUGCAAACGCCAAACCAGGUGCAAACGCCAAACCAGGUGCAAACGCCAAACCAGGUGCAAACGCCAAACCAGGUGCAAACGCCAAACCAGGUGCAAACGCCAAACCAGGUGCAAACGCCAAACCAGGUGCAAACGCCAAACCAGGUGCAAACGCCAAACCAGGUGCAAACGCCAAACCAGGUGCAAACGCCAAACCAGGUGCAAACGCCAAACCAGGUGCAAACGCCAAACCAGGUGCAAACGCCAAACCAGGUGCAAACGCCAAACCAGGUGCAAACGCCAAACCAGGUGCAAACGCCAAACCAGGUGCAAACGCCAAACCAGGUGCAAACGCCAAACCAGGUGCAAACGCCAAACCAGGUGCAAACGCCAAACCAGGUGCAAACGCCAAACCAGGUGCAAACGCCAAACCAGGUGCAAACGCCAAACCAGGUGCAAACGCCAAACCAGGUGCAAACGCCAAACCAGGUGCAAACGCCAAACCAGGUGCAAACGCCAAACCAGGUGCAAACGCCAAACCAGGUGCAAACGCCAAACCAGGUGCAAACGCCAAACCAGGUGCAAACGCCAAACCAGGUGCAAACGCCAAACCAGGUGCAAACGCCAAACCAGGUGCAAACGCCAAACCAGGUGCAAACGCCAAACCAGGUGCAAACGCCAAACCAGGUGCAAACGCCAAACCAGGUGCAAACGCCAAACCAGGUGCAAACGCCAAACCAGGUGCAAACGCCAAACCAGGUGCAAACGCCAAACCAGGUGCAAACGCCAAACCAGGUGCAAACGCCAAACCAGGUGCAAACGCCAAACCAGGUGCAAACGCCAAACCAGGUGCAAACGCCAAACCAGGUGCAAACGCCAAACCAGGUGCAAACGCCAAACCAGGUGCAAACGCCAAACCAGGUGCAAACGCCAAACCAGGUGCAAACGCCAAACCAGGUGCAAACGCCAAACCAGGUGCAAACGCCAAACCAGGUGCAAACGCCAAACCAGGUGCAAACGCCAAACCAGGUGCAAACGCCAAACCAGGUGCAAACGCCAAACCAGGUGCAAACGCCAAACCAGGUGCAAACGCCAAACCAGGUGCAAACGCCAAACCAGGUGCAAACGCCAAACCAGGUGCAAACGCCAAACCAGGUGCAAACGCCAAACCAGGUGCAAACGCCAAACCAGGUGCAAACGCCAAACCAGGUGCAAACGCCAAACCAGGUGCAAACGCCAAACCAGGUGUUGCAAAUCUCCAAAACAUCCGCUGACGGUGAUCCUCACUUUGUGGUGGAGUUUCCUCUGAGCAAACUGACCGUGUGUUUCAACAUUAACGGAGAGCCCGGCCACGUCCUGCGCCUUGUCACAGACCACGCUCAGUCUGGCGUAACGGUUAACGGUAAGCUGAUUGGAGCACCGCCCCCUCCUGGUAGCCACAAGCAACUGCGGACAUACUUCAGCACCAUCACUAUCGUGGCUGACAAGCCCCGUCGCUCCUACAUCGAGGUGACCCCCAAGAAGGUCAUCCUGGACGGCCGUGACCGCAUGGUGCUGCCCUGCGACAAGAGCGUCUCCGUGAAGUCAGGCGACCUGGCCGUCGUCAUAGUGGCCAGCGCAAACGUCACGGUGACCAUCAGGGGGACGAUCGGAUUCGUCAUCCUGCUGCAUCAGUACAAAAACCCCGCCCCCUACCAGAGGGACCACCUGGGCUUCUACAUCGGCAACAGCAAGGGGCUCAGCAAGGACACGCACGGCCUCCUGGGUCAAUUCCUGAAUGAGGAGGUAGGACUAGUUGAGCUAAGCGCUAACGCCACUAACGGCACUAACGUCGCCACAGGGCAGCCGACAGCAGGGGGCGCCACUCAGUCCACUCCUCUGCCGCCGCGCACCGCCCUAAAGGUCAAAGGUCGCAAGGUGCCCGUGGUGAAGAAGUCCCGGCGCAUCUACAGCGGCCGGCAGACGGUGGACUGCUGGUUCGCGCGCAACAACGCCGCCAAGCUGAUCGACGGCGACUACGGCAACUAUGUGGUGUCACACAUGUUCGACACGGGCAGCUGGCCACACGCUUUCAUCUCCAACACAGACUGAGGCGCCCGGCGGCCGAGAGGGACGCUACGAGCCCAAACGUCAUGCCAGAAGCACGUGGACGCUAGGGAGCAGAACACAAACUCGGUGCCAUCGGAACCCACACUCACUAUUACAUUCCCCUAUAAACCUGUGGCCCAGCACAACGAGAGAUUAUGGACUAUACACAAUACAGCACAACCUAACCACACUGCACUAUGCACAUACUGUAGCACACCUUACACUACAAAUCUUACACACCUUAC